AUGAAUUCUUUCGGAGCUGGAGCAGUUAUCGUACUUGCUGUUGCAAUAGGAAUUUAUUACCAACAGUACUUCGGGGAUGAAACUCCAACGGCCCGCCGUGCUUGGUUAACAUUGCUGAAUAAUGACGAGUAUGUGCCAGGUGUAUUAGCUUUAGCUCGUUCAUUAAAACGGGUAAAGAGCGCAUAUCCGUUAGUAGUAAUGAUCACUCUAGAUACCGUAUCACAAGAAGGACAACAAUUAGUUUUGGAUGAAGGAUGCCAAUUACGUCCAAUAGAAACUUUGCUCCCUAAGCAAGACAAAAAAAAUUUAGCAUUCGAACGUUUCAUUCAUGGAUGGACAAAACUACGAGCUUUCCAAAUGAUCGAUGUUUGUGAUAAAUGUGUCAUGAUGGAUGCUGACAUAAUUGUCUUGCAAAAUAUGGAUGAAUUAUUCGAACUUGAAGACAAUCCGAACUUUGCAGCUGUCCAGACAUGUAUCUGCAAUCCAGCUAAAAAUCCACUGUAUCCCGAUUACUGGAAGCCUCAAAAUUGCCCAUAUACUCACGAGCAGCAUUCUCAUUCAUCAGCUGAAGUUGAUAGCCGAGGCCGCAUGUUUAACGGUGGCCUCUUUUUGUUGCAUCCAAACCAAACUGUUUUUGAAGAAAUGCUCGUUGCUCUAAAUACAUGGGAUUUGUCGUUAUUCAAAUUUAGUGACCAAGACUUUUUGAACAAAUUUUAUCACACUACCUGGAGACGUUUGCCCUAUGUGUACAAUACGCUGAAAACAUUUUCAAAAACUCAUCCAUAUUUAUGGAAUGAGACAAAGAUUAAAGCGAUUCACUAUAUUCUUGCAAAGCCUUGGGAUAAAUUAGAUCCGGAUAAUGCUGCCUAUGAAGAAAUCAAUAGAUUGUGGCAGGAAGCAUAUGACUGGAGGGAGCAAACAACAGCUCAAAGCCCCACCAAUAUAUAA
This is a messenger RNA of Didymodactylos carnosus, 948 nucleotides long. NCBI's taxonomy places the organism in Eukaryota, Metazoa, Rotifera, Eurotatoria, Philodinida, Philodinidae. The record is from the annotation of a GenBank genome assembly.